GGUCAACACGGCUUCGCGAUCGCAAACACAGCAAAACGUGCUCGGAAAAGUGUUUUGUAAACUUUUUUGUUUCGUGAAAUAAACGCCGAAUUAACUAAGCAUUCGGCAAAAUUUAACCACUUUAGCGCAACAUGGCAUCAAUGAGAAUCAAAAAACCUACUACCCGGCGCGGUAAGCGGGCACUGGAAGACAGGGAACCGAAAACAAUCGAAAACAUUAAGAAAACGCUUCUCAUGGAGGGUCGCAAGUGUUCGAAUGAAAUCCGGCAAGCCCUGAAGGAUUUGAAUCUGCUGAAGAAGCCCAACUCGCGCAUGAUGAGGCGCAACAACGACGUGACCCCGUUCGAGGAUGCCACUCCGCUGGAACACCUGGCCAAAACGAACGAUUGCCACUUGUUUCUGUUUGGAUCGUCAUCGAAAAAACGGCCCAACAAUUUGGUCAUGGGUCGCAUUUACGAGGAGCAAGUGCUGGAUAUGGUCGAGCUCGGAAUCGAUAACUACAAAGCGCUGGCAGACUUUAAGACGGAAAAGAUUUCACAGUUCACCAAACCGGUCAUCGUGUUCAACGGUUACAAGUGGAAGCUAACGGAGGAGUUGCGUCGAAUCAAAAGCCUGCUGCUGGACAUGUUCCGCGUGGGCGAGGUAGAGUCUAUUCGUCUGCAGGGGCUGGAGCAUGUUUUGAGCUUCACGCUAACGGACGAUCUGACGAUACUGGUGCGAUCGUAUCGCAUUAUGCUGAAGAAAAGCGGGCAACGUACUCCACGGAUCGAGCUGCUGGAGAUGGGUCCAUCGCUGGAUCUGUCGAUACGUCGCACAAAGAUCGCUUCGGAUGACCUGUACAAGACGGCCAUGAAACAACCGGCAAUUCUGAAGGCAGCCAAGCGCAAGAAUGUUUCGCGUGAUGAAUUGGGCAAUGUGCAUGGUAGAGUGCAUGUAGGCAAGCAGGACAUUAAUGCUCUGCAAACGAGAAAGAUGAAGGGUCUGCGGAAGACAGCGGACGAGAAACGGGCGGAAAAGUUGAGCAAGCAGAAGCGCAAUUCGAGGGGCGCGGAAGACGAAUCGAUGCAGGACGAUGACGGUGAUAACGCUUACGGCACAGACAACGAUCGCAUGGAUGCUGAUAGUGGACCGGAUGAGUAAAGAGCCAUGCGAGAGCAUUCAUUUGGUACAAUAAACUAUGCAGUAAGACUCCA
Molecule: messenger RNA, 1192 nt
Organism: Anopheles darlingi
Lineage: Eukaryota; Metazoa; Arthropoda; Insecta; Diptera; Culicidae
Gene: Non3
Product: ribosome production factor 2 homolog
Exons: 3
Coding region: 132-1139 (335 amino acids)
Biological process (GO): maturation of LSU-rRNA from tricistronic rRNA transcript (SSU-rRNA, 5.8S rRNA, LSU-rRNA); ribosomal large subunit assembly
Cellular component (GO): nucleolus
Molecular function (GO): rRNA binding
Source: RefSeq, a predicted model, not a curated record